This is a messenger RNA of Parnassius mnemosyne (clouded apollo), 1374 nucleotides long. The record is from the annotation of a GenBank genome assembly. Lineage: Eukaryota; Metazoa; Arthropoda; Insecta; Lepidoptera; Papilionidae.
AUGCUCAGGACAGACCAGCUCAGCAAUGAGUGGAAGGACAGCCUACAACAUGCACAGCAGGGAGAUUCGGACAUUAAGCCGAUUCUGGAAUGGAUGAAGGCCAGUGCUCCUAAGCCCAAGUGGAGCGACGUCUCAGCAAUGAGUUCGACCACGAAAAGCUAUUGGGCCCAAUGGGACAGCUUGUUGAUUCAGGAUGAAGUCCUGUGCCGUAAAUGGGAAAAUGGUCGGGGAGACAGUUGUCAUUUACAAAUGGUUGUCCCUAAGGCUAAAGUACCGGAUGUUCUACAGCUAUACCAUAGUGGUUGUUCAGGAGGCCACCUGGGAGUUAAACGAACUCUACUGAAGAUCCGAGAACGGUUUUACUGGGUCCACUGUCGUGACGAUGUCGAGGACUGGUGCCGCAAAUGUACAAGUUGUGCGGCUGUAAAGGGACCUCAAAUUCGUAGUAGAGGCGCAUUGAAAUUGUACAAUGUUGGUGCACCAUGGGAGAGGAUAGCCAUUGACGUUGCGGGGCCGUUUCCGGAAAGUGAAAGUGGUAACAAGUAUUUCAUGGUUGUGAUGGAUUACUUCACUAAGUGGCCAGAAGUCUUCGCCAUUCCAAAUCAAGAAGCUUCAACAGUUGCAGAUAAACUAGUUAAUGAAGUCUUCUGUCGUUUUGGAGUACCCUUAGAGAUUCACAGCGAUCAAGGAAGGAAUUUCGAGUCUCAAAUAUUCCAGGAAACUUGCAGAGUUAUGGGUACUCAUAAAACACGAACAACUUCUUACCACCCACAAUCUGAUGGAAUGGUAGAACAAUUUAAUCAGACAUUGGAAAGGUACCUGGCAAAAGUUGUGGAAAAACGGCAACGAGACUCGGACAGGCACAUACAACCGUUUUUGUUGUCAUAUCGAAGCGCUGUUCACGAAAGUACAUCAGUGACGCCAGCUUUCGCAAACUUUGGGAGAGAAUUACGGCUGCCUGCAGACCUGAUCACCGGAAUACCACCUGAUGCGCCACACAGUAUAACCGAUUAUGCAAAUGAAUUGCGGAACAAACUGAAUGACAUUUAUGAGCACGUCAGACAGACGGGCCAUCAAACGUCUGAGAAGAUGAAAACACGGUAUGACCGCAAAAUGAACAACAAGGGUGAAGGUUCACUAGUGUGGUUACACAAUCCAGUUCGCAGCAAAGGGAAAUCUCCUAAGCUUCAAGCUAAAUGGGACGGACCGUACCGGAUUGUGACAAGGAUCAAUGACGUAACCUACCGGAUACAGAAAGGUGCCAGAGGAACUCCUAAGAUUGUCCAUGUGGAUCGACUGGCGCGUUAUUAUGGGGCCAAUAAUGCUCGGGACGAGCAUGUCUUAGGAGGGGGCAGUGUUGCGAGCCACUAUUAA